AUGCUUCGCAAGUUUGGCGUCGAGAUCAAGCACGGCAGCAGUGUCGCCGUGCUGUUCGGACGGCAAGUUACGCGUCGAUACGUGGAAAGCGACCGUAUUGUGCUCGUCCGUCACUCGAUCGUCGAUGAGAUCCAACUGACCGGAUCACCGACUGGAGGACUCACGUUUCGUGAGUCUGGAUGGAUUGUCGUGAAGAAUGCCACAGACGUACCGGGCACUGGAGCUGCGACUCUGGUGCAAGCGUGCUCUACCAUGUCGCCAGACAUCGACCUUGAUGCGCAGUGGGAGAUCGGAGCGCUGACUAACUUUGUGCUUCAGUCACGCGAAGACGUCGAAGUAGGGAACGACGCGAUCAUCGAGAACAUGAUGAUCGAGGAGGCGGCUAAGCAGACAGUAGCAUAA
Molecule: messenger RNA, 402 nt
Organism: Phytophthora sojae
Lineage: Eukaryota; Oomycota; Peronosporomycetes; Peronosporales; Peronosporaceae
Exons: 1
Coding region: 1-402 (133 amino acids)
Source: RefSeq, a predicted model, not a curated record